AUAACUUUGUUUGAAAUUUCAAAUAAAAACGGUGUAGAUGAAGCAAUUCUUAAAGCACUUUUGACAGGAGGUGAGGAACUGUCAUUGUAUAAGCAGCUAAAACUGACAUAGUUAUGGAAUCGAGCUGACCUUGCAAAAGAUUGCAUUUCACUAUCUAAAAUAAAUGAUACAGCUGUAAUGGAUGACUGUCUGAAGCAACAGAUGCAGCAGAUGGAAAAAGAUUUGAAUUCUGUAAUGAUCAUGGCUUUAGCAAUGAACCGAGUUGAUUUUAUAAAACUGUUUCUUAACUUUGGAAUCAGUAUUCAGUCUUUACUUACCGCAGAUGUACUUCAGUUUCUGUAUGGUUAUGGCUUUAAAAACCACCAUUCUGUUUUUAAAAAAUUAAUAAAAGAUAAGCAUUAUUUACCUGCCACUGGGGACUAUAUAAAAGUAAUGAAGACAUUGUGUAGGUACAAAAAUCAUAACCCCGCAAAUAUUUCUUUAUCACUAAAAAAAAUUCAAAAAAUUAUUGGCAGAGCUUGUUCCAUUUUCGUAAGAAACAAAGAAACAGAUAAGUUUAUUGUGGUUAACAAAGGACAGAAAGAGUUUUCACAUCCAUAUAAGCAACUGUUUUUUUUUGCUUUGCUUUCCAAUAUGCCUGAAUUGGCUCAUUAUGUAUGGGGUUUUGAAGAAGAAUGUUUAUUAAAAGCAUUUUUUGGCAUUGUAGUCAAUAAUUAUUUAGCAGAGAAAGCAAGAAAACAUAAUCUUCCAGAUGACAUCAGAAUUAAUAUAGAAAAAAAUGAAUUUGCAUUUCGCAAACUUUGUACAUCUUUGUUAGAUCAAUGUUUUAAAAUUAACAGAGAGAAAACAGAAAAACUCAUCACCAACAUAUCUUUAGAGUUUAAUUUGCAUACAUGUUUGAAUUUAGCUGUUUUGUGCGAUCAUAAGGAGUUUAUUUCACACAAUGCUGUUCAGACUAUUUUGAAUGAUGUUUGGUUUGGACCAAUAAAGGAUUUAGGUUUUUCCAGAAUGCAUUAUUUAUUAGCUUAUUUUUGUCCUCUCUAUAUUUCUACAUUUCAAUUCAAGAACACUGAUCAUGAUGCAGUUAAAUUUAAUGAAAAUAUUGUCAAAAAUGAAGAAGCAUAUUCGACUGAAAAGGAUUCUAACCAGUUAAUCAAAAACAUCUAUAUAUUUAAUGAUACAACUUUGAAAUCAAAAGAACUAACAGAAAUAAAAGUGCCUAUUUUCAAAAAAAUUUGGAGUUUUUAUUUUAAAGUUCCUGUUGUAAAGUUUAUGUCACAUUUAUUUGGCUAUUUGAUUUUUUUGAUCUUCUUUGGAUAUGUUGCAAUGCUUAUAAAAGACACUACAACGCCAUCUAUUACAGAAUGGAUUUUGGUCUUAUACAUUGGUUCAUUAACAAUCGAAGAGUUACGACAAGUUAUACAUGAUGAAGCAUUUACAGCCAAACGAAAGCUAUAUAAUUGGUGGUCAAGUUAUUGGAAUAGGUUGGAUGCAGCAGCACUUCUAGUGUUUUAUCUUGCACUUGCUUUUAGAUUCAAUCAAAAAACAUUACCUGUUGCACAGGUUUUGUAUGCCAUAGAUGCAGGCAUGUGGGUGAUACGAUUGUUGAAUGUUUAUUAUGUGGAUAUUGCAUUGGGUCCUUAUGUUAUUAUGAUAUCCAAAAUGUUUAAAGAUAUGGUAAACUUUUUGCUGAUACUGUUUGUUUUUCUUCUUGCAUAUGGUAUUUCUGUGAUAUCCAUUUUAGUACCACAAGAAGCCGGAUUUAAUAUGAUUAUAGAUGUAUUCUUUCAUCCUUAUUUCAACAUAUAUGGUGAAUUAUUUGUUGAACGAGAUGCACAAAGUAAUGUAACACGCUUUGGAACACCUGAAAUGAAUAAUUAUUCGGAAUUUUUUGCUUGGAUUCUUCUGGGAUGUUACCUGCUGGUUGCAAAUGUUUUGCUUCUAAAUCUUUUAAUAGCAAUAUUUAACAAUACUUUUGAAGAAGUUCAAUCUAAUGCUGAUACGAUCUGGAAGUUUGAGCGUUACAAAUUGGUACUAGAAUACGCUAACCGACCACCACUUAUUCCUCCAUUUAUACUUUUAUGUCAUAUAUACAUGUUGGGAAAAUACUUGACAGAUAUGUUUUUUUACCAAGCUUGCCAACAAGAAGAAAAAGAAUUUCUUUUUACAGAACGUAAAUUGACAGAACAAGAGCUUGAUGAAGUGAAUGAGUUUGAAAACGAAUGCAAAUUGUUUCUUUUAAGAAAGCAAGAAGAAAUCGGCGACAAUGAGCAAUAGUUAUGCGGGUUUUUUUUUAGCUUUUUUAAAACCUUUUUUUUAUUGUUACGAAUUAUGAAGCAAAUAUUAUUAAUAAACGUUUUUUAAGCUUAU
Messenger RNA from Hydra vulgaris (swiftwater hydra), 2370 nucleotides. Lineage: Eukaryota; Metazoa; Cnidaria; Hydrozoa; Anthoathecata; Hydridae. The record is from RefSeq and is a predicted model, not a curated record.